GUGGAGGGGGUUAGAAUUGCUCCUCAUGGUUAAAGGGAGCCAAAUUACUGCCGAGUUCCUUGUCCUCAUUCAGGUAAAUAAAGCACGAAACCAUCUGCCUCUCUCCUUGGAAUAUUAUUCAGAGGGAAGAUGUAAUCAAAGCAGGAGAGCAGCCAACAUGGCAGUGGCUGGGUAUGACCAUGUCAUCGGAGUGUUCUUACUUCUACAACUCGAGGCCUACGUUUGCUCAGAUAUCGUGGAGCCUUUUCCUUUAAUCAAUGGGCGGCCACGACCUGUGGUCACCCUGGAGGAGAAUGCCCCCAGGGAGUUCACCUGCAGGAUGGAGGGCUGGAAGUCGGUGCCUGUCGUCACCUGGUACCUGAACGGCAAGAAGCAAGAGAGCAACCAGACAAUGCUCAUCCCGAGCUCCAGUGAGAGCAGCAACCAGAGCUUCAGCACCUUUGUGAUAACCACCCGUAGGAAGGACAAGGAACUCAACUGCUCAGCCACUGAUCCUGUCAGUGGGAAGACCCAGAAUGCCAGUGUAAUCCUCAACGUGCAGUUUAAACCUGAGGUUGUUCGGAUGGAUGCCGAGUACAAGGAACACAAUGACUCGGGACUGUUCCUGGUGCUGUUUGUCCUGGUCCGUGCAAAUCCUCCUGCCACGAUUACCUGGGUCGAUGAAAGCGGUGGAGUUAUUGUGAACACCUCCAAUUUCAUGAUCUUGGACACCAAGAGUUACCCGUGGUUGACCAACCACACCGUCCACGUGCAGUUGUCCAGCCUGGCAAAGAACUACUCCUUCAGUGCCGGCAAUGAAUUUGGAGUGACCAACUCUUCUAUUGGUUUACCAGGAUUUCUCCACUCCCGCGUUGAAGUGCCUGUGCUGGUGAUCCUCCUUGGGGGAAUCCUUGGGCUGCUCGCCAUCCUGCUCCUGAAUGUUAUUGUACUGUGUGCCAUAUACCAGAGAAAGGAAAGCACGGAUUUAAAACCCAGCAGUGACUCAGUUGUUCACAGCGAAUCCACAAAUGUUAAAUGUGAUGAAGCACAGAUUCCGAGGGAGAACAUUUCGCUCCAGGCAAACCUGCACCUGGAUCAGCAUCAGAACGUUAAUGAUCUGAAUCGACCCCCAGCAGAGGCUGAUGGAGCAUCAAGGCAUCUGUCUGAAAACCAGGUAGUGUGCGGUGAUUUGUCCGAUCAGGAAAAUGCAGCCGUGGACCCUAAAGGAUUUCUUCAUUUCCCAAUGUCUGGAUAUAUCUACAAAGUCUCUAGUAUGAGCAGUGAUGAGAUCUGGCUUUAAGUCAAUUUUUAAUUUGAUUGGGUUUUGACGGACAAAUACCUUUCAUGAAUGUGAGGAUGCAACUACCAGCCCCAGCCACCCAGUGCUCAAGAACUUGGAUCAGGGUUACAUUGCCCGAUUUUAAACCACAACCUCCACCCCCCAAAGUUCCUUGCGGUGCCUUUGAAUGACUGGAGCAGGAAAUAGAUGGUCGAUUAAAGCACAAGAAGAAGUCCUGGGCACAAUUCAACCAAUCCAGUUAUUCACUGAAGCAACAGUAGGCAGUUUGGGGGAGAUUGUUUUUUCUGUCCAGUUUGAGCAGACAUUUAGAGUUGCAGAAUUGUACCCUGCCAAUGGCCUGUUAUCCUGUGACAACUCCUUGGAAGUGCUUCUCAAUUAGUCUCAUCCUCUUCUGUUUUCUCCCAAAGUCUUGCUAACGUCUCUGUCUUCAAGUAUACACCCAGCUGCCUUUUUUAAAGUUACUAUUGAAUCUGCUUCCACACCUCCUUUCAGGAAGUGUGUUGUAGUUCACAACUGGCUGCAAAGUAAACCCCAUCUCUCCCAGUCAUUGGUCAUCCUAAGUCUGUGUGCACUGGUCACUGGUCCUUGUGUGAGUGGAUGUAAUUUUUCCCUAUCAACUCUGCCAUCCCUAGUAACAUUCUGGUAAAUCUCUUUUGUGUAUGUUCAAGGACUAGACUACAGAAAUGCUUCUUGUUUACCUUAAUCACAAGGUUUCUUUUAACGCAAUGGUACUCUACAUAUUCUACGUGAAUUAGACACUGCUCAAGUCAAGUUGAGUUUAUUGUCAUGUUCGCAAGUACAGUGAGGUACAGGUACAAUGAAAAACUUGCUUGCAACAGCAUCACAGGCACAUAGGUACAGACAACACAGAAUAUAAAUAAUAGAUAAAUUAUACAAGACAGUGAAAAGAAAAAAAAGCCUGUGCAAGUGCAAGACCUUAAUGCAACAAAAAAAAAUCAAAGACACAAUCAAAGACAAGUCCAUGGUAGUGUAAAGAGGUGGUCCGUGGUGUUCCAUUGCUGACGUAGGGUUAGGGGUGGGGCUCAGUAUUGAGUGGGAAUUGUGCAGAGAUAUUUGGGCUUCCUUCUAACCCCUGUGCAGCAAAGUGUAGGGCUCCAGACAGGAGCUGAUCUUACUGCAGGGGCCACCUUCAAACUGUUCAGCGUAUGGAUAUUGGGUUGUUUAUAAUUUCAAGGACAUUCUAAGCAACUCGUGCAUAUCCCCAGUAUAGGAUCUAGUUCAUGUUCUAAGGCUGUUGUGUGAGAUGAGUCUCUCCCCCCUCAUUAAAUGUGCAAAGGAAAUCAAAAGUGGUAUGUUGUUCAGUUCUUUAACAUUCAUCUCCUGUCUAGUUCUUUCAUUGUGGACCCUCCCCGGUCUCAUUGGCUAUGUCUACUCUAGGAACACUGGCAUUCAUUUCUUGAAUCUCCCUGAAAAAGAAAUCAAUUUCAGCCAUGCUGAUACCUGUAUAAAGCUCUUCUGGAUGGAUAUCAAUUCAACUCUUGUUUGAGGUGCUCAUUAAACAAGAAUCGUGGUCCAAUACUGAAGAAUUCAAAGUCUGAAAAUCCCCUUCCUUUGUUGCUUUCUUUAAUCACCAUUUACAAUAACAACUUGCAUUUGUGUGCUGCUUUUAAUGAAGGAAAUUAUCUCAAGUCCACAAAGGUUUUGAGCAUAAAGCAGGUUGGUCAAAGAGGUAGGUUUUACAAAGAAUCUCUGUGGCGAGAUGGUUCUGUUUCUUUUUAUGAGAGCACAAAGAUUCAAGGUGACUAGCUCCUGCUCCCCCCAACGACUAGACGCAAAUCGUGAACAUCUGUUGUGGAAUUAUGGUUGCCUGUUUUGUAGAAUGGCAUAUUGGACACCAAUAUCCAACACUCUACACUCUUCCCUUUCUAUCCUGAGUGACACAUAAAAUCUUUCUAAACCUGCCUUUCAAUGUUCAAUGGGUUUGUUUUGCAUUCCUUACUACAUUUUUUUUUCAUUUCUUGUAUAUUUUCUCUCAUUGUGAAGAAUGUUUUCAGUAGAAGGGAGUGGAACACUUACAUUUUCUUUUAUAUGUUCAUUCUUAAGAAGAGGGUGUUUAUUGUCUACCCUUAAUUGCUCCAAGAAAGUGGUGAGCCAGCUUCUUAAUUCACAGCACUCCAUGCUAAGCCAUUCAGAGUAAGUAUGGGAGACCCACUACUUACAAAGCACAAGACUUCCAAAGUGUUUGGUCAGAUUUUGCUGCAAUGUGGGUGUUUUUGUUGAGACCGCCAUGACUUCUGGAGUUGUCCUGGAACUCAUCAACUACUUAGAGAGCUGGCUGAAGUUCUGGGGACUGGAAGAGUGCUAUGUUUGAAGGGAAUUCAGGGUGCAGUGGUUGAGGGCAACUCAUCUAUAGAACUGUAGAAGAUAGGAAACCUUGCAUUUGGGAGAUCCUGGGAAACCAAAGCCUUGAUUUGGAAACUGAGGUUACAGUGUGGGAGAUGCAGGAUGGUGCAACUGAAGCUGUGGAGAGAUAGGACAGAAAAUCUCUGAAGACAGCUGGCGAGAGUGGUUUUAUUAUUUCAGGGAGAAGAGAGGUUGUGAUGACGAUAGGUACUGGAGAUGAGAAAGGCAGAUGACUUUGUGCAUUCUUGGAAUAAUUUAACGGUUGUGUUCCAGAAGAAAUCAACCAUUUGCCCCUCAGGACACUGGCUGCACAGCCCAAGGGAAAGCACAAGGGAAAAACCAUGUAGAGCCAUGUGACUUAUGUCCACUAUCUGAGACUGAGGCAGGGAGGCAGGCUCGGAGGAAGACCGAGGUGUUUGGAAACAGGGAAAGGAUUUGAAGGACAGGAACAGGAUUGUGGCAAGGGAGAAGUUUAAGGUGGAAGACUUUUGGGAAACAACAGUUGAGGAAUGGGAAUAUUUAGGGGAACAGGAGGAGAAUUUGGGGGACUGGAAGGGUCUUGUUUUGGGGAUGGGCCUGGUAGAUAGGAAGGGGAAUAAUGGCAUUCCCCAGAAUUUUGCCCUCCAUAACCAUUUUUGCACUUCGAUAUCCAGCCGAUGAAGGAUUCGCCAGAUUUACAAUGAAUGUGCUGGGAAUGUAUGUUGAUGAACUGCAUGCAAUAUUACAACAGGUCUGACAAUGGCAAUGCUAACAAUUGAUAGAUCUGCUUAAGGAGCUGCUAAUUACUGUAUUCAUAUUG
Pristis pectinata (smalltooth sawfish) is the source of this 4442-nucleotide messenger RNA. RefSeq names its product transmembrane protein 25. Lineage: Eukaryota; Metazoa; Chordata; Chondrichthyes; Rhinopristiformes; Pristidae. The transcript is spliced from 9 exons. Gene Ontology annotation, biological process: negative regulation of excitatory postsynaptic potential. The coding region runs from base 26 to 1279 and encodes 417 amino acids. The record is from RefSeq and is a predicted model, not a curated record.